AUGCUACAAACAAGUACUAUAGAGAACAGAAUGCCAUUAUCUCCUAUCAAUGACCUUCCUGAGGAGCUCCUUGAAUCCAUCCUGAAAAUCGUCAAAGAAACGGAGUACCCCACCCUUUUCUGGAACUCGCUUCGAACCUGCCAGAAAUGGCAUCGAGUUGGGCUGGGGUUGUAUCAGGGACUAGGCUUUGCUACGACAGUUGUCAUCGAAUCAGACAUGCGUCGGAACAAGGUGCAAUAUGAUAACGGUAAUCUUAUGGGGCAAUUGGAAACGAGCCUGGACCUGGAGAUACCUUCGAAGCUCUACCUAUCGCUACUGAAGAGUCUAACGAUUGAAAUUCAACAUCGACGCAACACCAGCCUCUUCACCAUGCCACGAAACACUGAAUUUCUCAAGUCACUGGAAGACAUAUUCGCACAGACUAGUAGACUGACGACCUUUUCUAUACACUUCUCUGAUGGCUGGGACUACCCAAAUCUGGAUGUACCUGCGGUUCCCCAAAGUUGGCUGGCCAGGAUUAUAGGAGUGCUGCCGGACUCGGUGAUCCAUCUGGAAAUCGAUAGUGCGGGAACGGACGUCUCUUAUGAUCCCGAAUUGCAUGUUAAGCAAAGGGAGCAUCUUUGUUACCAAGUCGGCAAGAUCAUUACGCGACUUGGCCAUCUCAGGUUGAGAACUGGGCAUGUAUGUAGCGCAAUGUUCGGUGCUAGCUUUGAUGGCUCCCAGCACAACAUGGUGGGAUGUGGUAGCCAGAAGACAUCAAAAGAUAAGCAAGAAGCUCUUGGAAAACUGAUCUCACAGUGGCACAUGCGAGCCCUGACGAUUUGGAUUCCUUGGGGUUUGGCUUUUACCUUGGACACACCUUUCUCUCGUGCAUGUGCUGCACUCUUGGACCCCAACCUACGAAAUCCCACGGUCAUUCUUAUAGUCGAGCAAAAAGACGUCUACUGCCCUAAGCGGUCGACGAUAACGAUCCCUUCUUUCCCGGUGAACAGCAAGUUUAUCUGGCAACCUCACUCCAACGUCCCCCUUUCUCUGCGCAACGCGCUGUCGGAUUUCCGCUUCGCUACCAUCUGCGGAUAUACCGACGCCAACCGCCGGCUGGCCAGUAUGAAUCCUACUCUAUGCUCUCGGACGAGACCAGAGAUGCGUCCAUGCAAAGAAUGUGCAAAGAUAAGAGAUGCGCCCACACGACACUUUGUCAGCUCCGAUACCUUCUACCCACCGCCCGAGCCAGACACAACAACAUCCUACCCCUAUAUCGCCAUCCAGACCGUCGAGAACAUUCUAAGCUGGACGACAAACACGCACUCGUCCUACCGCUACCCACUCUCCCAAGCCGACGAGCCGGGCAAAUCGUUUUGGAGAGGAGCAGAUCGCUGGUCCUGCCAGCUACCGGGCUGUGGAGCGAGAAGCAAGAGCAUGGUGCACUUGAGGGGCCAUCAAAUUUACAAACAUGUCAACUACACAUCGUUUGGAGAGCUGCGUUGUCCUAGCACAGGGUGCGAUUGGAUCGGCGGCAUCAACGGAAAAGACGGAGCAGAGUAUGAGGCCCAUGUCAUGGAACAUCAUUUGGAGCCCUGUACACUGAUCAUUUUUGCAACCAUGGUUCAACGCAUUUGCUCAGUAUUCGAACGCUUUGAGAAACAAGACGUUUGUGAUUCCGCUCUCUAUACAGAUGCCUUGAGAAUGUGUUGCUCGAUCCACUUCAGCCUCGGGCCGGCUCAGGUUGAGCGGUUCCAUUGCAGUAUACCAAUACCAAUCUCGCUGUGCACGAAUGGGUGGAUGACACUGCGUCAGAGUCCAACUGUCUGUCCAGCUCCACAAUCCAACAUCGACAACACAACAAGUCCCUACUCUACCCUCUCGCCACAGUAUCUGGUAGGCAGUAUCUCUCUGGCCACACUCUGCACUGGGCGCUGGGCGGCGGCUGGCUAG
Molecule: messenger RNA, 1935 nt
Organism: Plenodomus lingam JN3
Lineage: Eukaryota; Fungi; Ascomycota; Dothideomycetes; Pleosporales; Leptosphaeriaceae
Source: RefSeq, a predicted model, not a curated record